This is a messenger RNA of Ceraceosorus guamensis, 1511 nucleotides long. RefSeq lists its product as hypothetical. Bases 242 to 1396 code for a protein of 384 amino acids. The transcript is spliced from 2 exons. The record is from RefSeq and is a predicted model, not a curated record. NCBI's taxonomy places the organism in Eukaryota, Fungi, Basidiomycota, Exobasidiomycetes, Ceraceosorales, Ceraceosoraceae.
AUGGGGUCAAAGGGUGGCUCUCUCUCUCCCUCCUUCGCAGCGCAUGCCAGCACCAGCACCAGCAACAGCACCGGCACGAGCACCAGCACCCCUUUCAGUCGAUCAUCUCAACAAAACGCAGCUACGACCACUGCGCCGACAUUGAAGUGAGCGUUGUACCACGGUGCACUCCUGCGAAGAACAGCAUGGCCCCACUCCCAACGUCAAGCAUCGGAUGGCCGGUGCAUUACGACUGGCAGAGAUGAGCACUCGUUCUAAUACAGGAUCACGCUUGGCUUCCUCCGACGAGGCUGCGCUUCCAAAUCUCUUCCCGUACAUUCCAACGUACAAUCCGAGCGCAUACACUCGUCAUCUGUCGCAAGCAGACGCCUCGUCCAGCCAUGACGACGCGUCCACAGCAGCCUCGGAUGACAUCGCAUCUCGCUGCGCACCGACUCGCAUCCUGCUCGCUCAAAAGGCUCUUCAAAGGGACGAAGGUGGUAAGAAGAGAGCAAGAGAUGUCUGGGAGGAUGCAGCUUUGGAUGGCAUCGAGGAGUUCAGAGAUGUGAAUGGCAAGUUGAGGAGGAGGCGAAAGGAUGCCGCUGUGAGCAAGUUCGAGCGUGCUAGUGUGGCUGGCGAAGGAGAUGAAGAAGCGCUCGCAAAUACGACGCUUGCACCUUCGGUUGCAUCGAUCCGCGCCACCACCUCGGACACAUGCAGAGAUCAGCUGUGCAGCACCUCUGGCCAGCUAUCCACGUCUACAAGCGCUAUUCCGAGCGCAUUUCGCUUCGCAAAGCACUCAGAAGAGCUCAGCGUCUACGUUUCGCGCGAGCCUCGACCAGAGAUGAAUCUGCUUCGUCAUGCCGUGCAAACAAGCCUAUUGCACACUCGUCCUUCGCGUGUUCUGAUGGAGCGCACGCAAGCCGACACAGCCUCAUCACACGAGUCUUACUCGACCAUAUUGACAUUUGACAUCUACUCCCUUCCCCAUUUGCGUCGUACUGGUCAUACGCCCACUCUCGAUCAGCCAGCUGCACCAGAAGACGGUGAGGAUGCGCCCUUCGGUCCUGACAGUGCUAGGCGACGAAUGCCGCUCUUUCUCUCUUCUCAGCACACUUAUAAAUCUCAAACCAUGGAAGUCCGCGCUUCCCAGACGCUUGGAUGUCUUUUCGAUGGCAUAGUUUGCAGGACAAGGGAUGUACCGGACAUGGCGACUCGAGUCACUGUCCAAGAGGGCAGCUCGACCUCUUGCGGCGCUCCUGGGACUGGAGCGAUUGGAUCGACCGACUCGAGAUCGAUUGGGAAUAUGCAGGCACGGAGCACGGGCAACAAGAUGACAUCGUCGAUGGCUUGCAUGGUUGGAAACACGAUCUUUGGUCUUGCUGGCGAAUCUUUCGAUGAGAGCUAUGCACAGUGAGUGGUCGCUGCCGUCUCAGACGUGCUCGCUGCGCCCCUCGAAGCUCAUGCUGAUCACAAAAGCUGCAUCUUCUUCCCCAUGCCCAUCUGCUCGCAGGGCUCUUUGCAAGCGGCUC